Molecule: messenger RNA, 483 nt
Organism: Acanthosepion pharaonis
Lineage: Eukaryota; Metazoa; Mollusca; Cephalopoda; Sepiida; Sepiidae
Source: the annotation of a GenBank genome assembly
AUGAUGGUUACGAGUCUUGAAAGUUGUCAACAAGGCCCGCCGUUUAGCAGUUACCUGCGCGGGCCACGAACCAUGAAACCGAUCCGAAGCCAAACUGUAGACCUCGGAGAUGAGAAUUUGUCGUCUUAUUAUGACGAUUCGGACAGGGAAGACGAUGGGGGUCGAAGGUGUUCGAACCCAUGCCUGUUUCCUGAUGGAAAUAACGGGUACCGACCACCGACCGCUUCGAAUUCUUGCGAAGCUCUCAAACAUGCCGUGUCUGCAUUGACGCGGCUAGAUGAUUUUAUAUGUGAAAAGCUUGGAUCAGGCUUUUUCUCAGAAGUCUAUAAGUACAAAAAAAAGAAAAGAAAAAGGGUACCCAGUGACCUGUGUCAGUGUCGCUGCGAUGUGCAAUUUUUCAUUGCCUGUGUUGGACCCUUUCUUUCGGGUCAUCGUCAAGUUUUAUUUUGUGCCGAAAGCAGACGAGGCGACGUUUUAAAUUGA